AUGAUCCAAACCAAUAAUGCCGCCCUGCAUCUUUCUCAUGCCGUCAUGGCACACCCAAAAGAUCUGGCUCGACUCGCUCAAAUACCAGGAGCUUCUGUAGACUUUUCACCUGCUCUGGGAGUGGUCGUUCCAGAAUUGGAGGGGCUCAUGAAGGCACCUGUGGGUGAGAAGCGGUAUCAGAGUCAGUUGAAUGUCCGCGCCGCUGUGGAGGCGGGAGCAGCAACCGGGCUCGGGUCCGAUUGGCCUUCUUCCAUCAUACCCGAACCGAAUUCCUUCUGGUAUCUACAAACCUGGAUUACACGCAAACUUCCAGGAAGAGGCAGCACCAAAGCACACAACAUCAAACAGGCCAUUUCCGUCGAACAGGCUAUUGAAGCUUGUACUCUUGGGUCCGCCAAAUGCAUGGGGUUUGACUGGCCGUCGAAAGUGGGCUCCAUUGAAACCGGAAAGCUUGCUGAUUUCAUUGUGUUGGAUCGCAAUCUCUUUGAAAUCCCGGUGGAGACGAUUGCAGACGUUCUGGUCGAUCGGACGGUCGUCUCGGGGAAGGUGGUAUUUGACCGUUUUUUGGAAGAAGACAAUCUUGACGUCGUCAAAGUGAGGUGA
Messenger RNA from Seminavis robusta, 603 nucleotides. The record is from the annotation of a GenBank genome assembly. Lineage: Eukaryota; Bacillariophyta; Bacillariophyceae; Naviculales; Naviculaceae.